AUGUCCUGGUUCAAGCGUACAAACGGCCAUGCGCACAAUGUCUCGGACGCGGAGCAAUACGAGCUACUCGAAGAAGACCUAGCCCCCCCACGUCUGCGGAUGCCCGGGAAACAACCCUCUUAUGAGGAGGGUGCAACCAUCGACUGGCAACGUGAGGAGGCCGCUGAGCGCGAGCGCAAGCGUGUCUUGGCUAGCCAGCGCGGUUUCCAUGGACUACUCUCGCUUGUUCUCGAUUCUUGCGGCAUGUGGCUAGUAAUUAUAUUGACUGGCCUGGGUACUGGCGUUGCGGGGGCCUGGCUGGACAUACUUGUACGGUGGCUUGGCGACUUGAAGGAGGGCCGAUGCACAUAUGGGUUCUUCUACAAUCAAGUUACGUGUUGUAGUGGAUUAGAUCCCGGAGAGGUCUGCAAUCAGUGGCAAACGUGGAGCGAACAUUUCAACAUCAAGUUAGUCUUUGCACAGUCUAUACUACAAUCAUUCAUCUACAUUACACUGGGAAUCACAUUCGCGGGAAGUGCUGCUGUACUGGUGCAGACGUAUGCGCCCUAUGCUUUUCAUACUGGAAUACCUGAAAUCAAGGCCAUCCUCAGCGGCUACGUGCUGGACGCUUUCCUCAGUCCAUGGACCUUGCUCAUCAAAGCACUGGGACUCGCCCUCGCAGUUGCAUCUGGGCUGUCUUUGGGAAAGGAGGGUCCACUUGUGCAUGUCUCCUGUUGCAUGGCAUUCCUGUUCUCGAAGAUGUUCAAACAGGUGUACGGGAACGAAGCCCGCAAACGCAGACUGCUAGCCGCCGCGGCCGUCGCCGGCGUGUCUGUCGCGUUCGGGAGUCCUCUAGGUGGCGUAUUAUUUGGCCUCGAGGAGUUGGACACGUUCUCCAGCGGCACGGACGUCAUGUGGCGGGGCUUCGUCACGUCGGUCAUUGCCGCCAUGGCCUUACAGUACGUUGACCCUUUCGGCACAUCAAAGCUUGUCCUCUUUCAGGUGCAGAUAAGCGAGGUCACGACUGUCUGGAGAGCCUUCGAACUGAUUCCAUGGCUAUUUCUAGCAAUAUUGGGCGGCGUACUUGGUUCCCUGAUGAUCAAGCUCAAUGCUGCGGCCGCAGUCUAUCGACGGAGCAGCAUUUUGCACCAAUGGCCUGUGUUUGAGGUAGUCGGCUUCAGCGCACUGACCGCAGCCGUCAGCUAUCUCGUCGUAUUUCUCCGGGCUCAGUCGUCGGAACUCGUCGCCAACUUAUUCCUGGAGUGCGAUGCCAGCAGGGGCGACUACCACGGUCUUUGCAACCCAACAGCAACAUGGGCAAACGUGUUCCUCCUGAUCCUAACCGCCGCAACGAAACUCGCGCUGACAGCAUGGACAUUCGGCAUGAUGAUUCCGGCAGGUAUUUUCCUGCCAACCAUUGCUAUCGGAGCUUGUUUGGGUCGCGCGGUUGGCCUCAUCACACAGGGAUUACAUCAUGCCUAUCCGAAAGCUUGGAUGUUCUCCUCGUGUCCACCUGAACCAACCGUGCCUUGCGUCUCGCCCGGUUUCUACGCUGUUAUUGGUGCAUCGGCGAUGCUUGGCGGUGUUACCAGAAUGACAGUCUCACUGGUAGUCAUCCUUUUCGAACUCACGGGCGCGCUCUCGCACGUCCUCCCGAUCAUGAUCUCCGUCAUGGUCUCGAAGUGGGUCGGAGACUACUUUGGCAAGGAGGGCAUCUACUCGAUAUGGAUCGCGAUGCGCGAGUACCCCUGGCUCCCGCCGAACGAGUUCCGCGACCGCGGGGAGACCGCGAUGAACAUCAUGAAGCCCGCCGCCGACCUUGUCGUGCUCCGCGAAGACGCGCACGGGUGCACGCUCCAGGACAUCGACCAGGUGGUGCGCACGUACCGCUUCCACGGGUUUCCCGUACUUUUCGGGGACGAGCUCGUCGGAUAUGUCACGCGUGACCGGUUGAAGACGACGCUUGCGCCCUUGUUGGCAGAAGAUGCAACGUCCGGUGCACAGCGGAAGUGCACUUUUGCGGCACGUCCGACUGAGUCGAAUGCGGCUGUCAUCGAUCUCUCACCGCUGCUUGAAGAGUCAGUACUACACCUCCGGAAAGAGAUGCCGCUCGAACUGGUUGUCAGCAUGGUCCAGAAACUGAACCUCCGACAUGUACUAGUGUCAGAAAGGGGAAAACUAGCAGGUAUCAUCACCAAAACGGACAUUGUGCGCUUGGUCACUGCAGACUUUCCUUACACCGCCGCGUUGUCGGAAAGACAGUGGUAGAUGGCAAGUUCCAAGUCUCAGACGAGUAAAUUAUUGAUUGUACAGACGGACGCGUUGAUACUUACCUGUAUGUCGGGAGUAGACAGAUAAUCCAGUGACUUGCGUAUGCCUUU
Postia placenta MAD-698-R-SB12 is the source of this 2360-nucleotide messenger RNA. RefSeq lists its product as hypothetical. Lineage: Eukaryota; Fungi; Basidiomycota; Agaricomycetes; Polyporales; Adustoporiaceae. Bases 1 to 2247 code for a protein of 748 amino acids. Gene Ontology annotation, cellular component: membrane; early endosome; Golgi apparatus. The record is from RefSeq and is a predicted model, not a curated record. Gene Ontology annotation, biological process: chloride transport; transmembrane transport. Gene Ontology annotation, molecular function: voltage-gated chloride channel activity. The transcript has 19 exons.